AUGACCACAGCUUCAACUCGUCGAAUACAAAGUAGACGAGAUAAUUCACGACAAGCUGCUUUUUCCUUCCUCUCAAACAUUAGCCUUGGUACUGAGAACGCUUUCUCUCAACACAAUCGUCGGGUAACAGGUGUUCCUGACACUUUUGGAUCCAACAAUCUAAUAGCUGUUGACAGUUAUGGAACACGACUUCAACCGAAUAUUCGGCAUUUUACUGAUACAAGCAAAAGCAAACUUAAUGGCCUACGUAUCGACACAAAACGAAGUAGAGACCCUGACAAUACGUCACCCGUCGUCGACUCUUCAUAUGGUCAAGUCUUUCCUGGCGAAAACGUACUCUCUAACGGAGACACUUCCGUCAUAGAACAAGACGACGAGGACGAACCUCCUUUGUGGAAUAAACGUACUAGAAGCGACAGCGUACGCGCACAGGCGGCAACCAGUUUCUUGAGUAAUAUCAGUCUUGAUGGAAAGGAAAGUAGGCCGCACCGCGUAUCAAGAGUGAACGAAAGUGCAUCAGUCAAAGACAAGACAAAAGGCUUGGAGAUUGAUGCAAUUAUUGAAGAAGAGAUCGUAGAAAGCUUGUAUGGCCCUGUUAUAAAUAGUCGAGCCAGAACGAACUCAGUCUCUUCCGAUGACACGAGUUCGUCCUCUUCAUUAUCACCUUCCCAAUCACCUCCUGGAAGCUGGCAACAAGAGGGAAUACGUCGAAUGAGUCUAUUUCGUCACGGAUCGUACAACGCCAACAACAGUUACGUUAAUCCCACCUCUUUUAGCGCUAAUUUUAACAAUUCAGCCAGAAUUAAUGCAUCGCAGCAAAACAUGAUUCUUCCGACAAUAUCGAUAUCUCCUACAAACACGGGUGUAUUUUCUAUGUUGAAGGGAAGUGAUGAUAAGACGAGUCGUCGGGAUUUGAGGAGGAAGCAUAGUAUUUCCGAGAAUUCAAAUCGAAGACAGGCUCAGUCUUAUGCGAAUUUGUUAUCACCGACUAACGCAUUAGGUUCAGAGAAUGAGAAAACUGGUUACGAUCCAUAUGAUCUCGACGAUCCCAAUAUAAGUCUUGGGAAACGUCGGCCAGCAAAAGCGUUCUCAUCCUUUAUGGGCUCAAUAAUGUCUUAUAGUCGUGAAUCCGACGAAAAGCGAGAAGCGAACGAAAUAUUCCGUCAAAAACAUCCACAAAUUGAUACUAGUAUCACAUUGAGUAAAAUAAGAACUAUAAAAGAAAAGUUAUUGGCAGCGGCUAGGAAUGAGAGUCUUAAUCUGGACUUGGAACUAUCGACUGUCGCAAUGGCUUAUUCUUACUUUGAGAAACUUAUUUACAAGAAAGUUGUGGACAAAUCGAAUAGGAAAGUCAUGGCUGCCAUAUGUUUGUUUUUGGCCGUAAAAGUCAAUGAACCUCGAGCAACCGGGCUCGGUUCAUUACUAGAUUCUUUGCACAAACACUUGGAUGUUAAUGAAAAAGAAAUAAAAGAUCAAGAAUUUUCCGUAUUCGCAGCGUUAGAUUUUGCAUUGAUUUUACCAAAAGAAGAAAUAAUGCCACAUUUUGAAAGGAUAUUUGGAACUUUGGAAUACAAAAGCACCGAAGAGUAUCUUGGUCCAAACCCAUUUUACACUUCUUCCGGAAUAAGCUGA
Messenger RNA from Paraglomus occultum, 1632 nucleotides. The record is from the annotation of a GenBank genome assembly. Lineage: Eukaryota; Fungi; Glomeromycota; Glomeromycetes; Paraglomerales; Paraglomeraceae.